GGGACUGUCACCAGACUGUAACUGCUGCUCUUACGUUUGUCGAUGUGUGUGGGUGUGUACACAUGUGCGUGAGUGUGUAGUCCUGUACUUCACUUGCUAUUGGCACAGGAUUUUGGAAAUAUAAUUUUCAAAAAUUAAUGUAGUUUCAUUCAAGGGAGAUAAGUUGGUAUGACGCGAUGGCUGCCGGAGCAACUUCCAAGCUCAGAAAUAUACGAAUGACAUGCCUGUGCACAUUUAAGAAUGCUUGCUUGCAGUUCAUUGAAACAUUACAGUGAAAUCCUCCAAAUAUUUACCGUCUGCAUCUUUUAUUUGAAUGAGGUGCAGAAUAUCUAGUUUACUGUUGCUUUUGGCGUUUGGUUCAGUCGUUGCUCUCAACGCUGUGUUGACCAUUUGCAGAUCGAUGUAAACCUUUCACACGAAGAUUUAUGUGAGUGAAUAGAAAAAAAAUUGAACAAAACAUUCGGAUCGACAAGAAAAGUGAAAUGCGCUUUCUACUUUCCACUUGUUGUUAGUGCUAUUCUAUGUAAAUGUAAGAUUAAUCGACGUUUACUGGAGUCGUGGAGAACAUAACAGUGGUCAGUGAAAGACAGAUAUAAGAUUAAGCGCACAGAGAAUGGCCUCGGCAGACCACGCAGGUAACACACAACACCAAGGCCGAGACAAACGGAACAAAUUAAAUGAUGGAGGACAGGGACAGGGCAGAAAACGCAGCACAUCUCGAGAUGCCAGUCGAACGCAGCAUGAUAGACCGCCUGACCGACAGACGGGCAAGAAAGGUAAAAGCAGUGGAGCUGGUGGGGGAAGCAAUGCAGGAGUGAGUGGUGUAAAGCGCUUGACAAAAGAACACUCGUUUCUGCGAGAUGUAGCAGAUGUGCGGGCCAUGGAACAAGGCUUGCUGCAGCUGCUUGCGGACUUUCACUCGGGCAAACUCCGUGCUUUCAGUGAUGGGUCAACAUUUGAAAAAAUGGACCAAAUUCGGGAACAGCAAGAACGAUUGGCUCGUCUUCAUUUUGAACUUGAUGUUCAUCAGGAUUUGCACAGACUAGGCACAGAGGAGGCCCGUGCAACAGCCAACGGAAAUCUUUCCAAAUUAAUUGAUCAGCUUCAUCAGCUCAGCACAUCUAUACAGACACUUCAAACUGGGCCUGCAGACAAGGAUGACAAAAAAUCCAAAUUAAGCAGCAAGCCAUAGGCAGAGUGCUGCAAUGAAUGUAGAAUUAAUGUGAAACUUCUUGCACUGUGGCAGUUCACAGCAUCAGGAGGACAGAGACUGUGAUCAUCUGAAGACAUGUGUGAAUGAUUGUGAUCAUCUAAAGACAUGUAUUAAUGAUGAUUGUGAUCAUUUGAUCAUUUGACUGUGAUCAUCUGAAGAUGCCUGGUAGCUUGGCUAUAUCCAGACUAAGAAUUCUCAACGUCCAUUUUCAUGUGAUCUGUUUUAUACUUGCCCAAGAAAGCCUGUGAAGGCAUAAAGAUGUGACAAUGCUGAAAACCCCUUGACAUCUGUCAAGGGUAAAAUCACAUGCGAGUACUACAGUUACUUGUAGCACUUAUCUCCUGAUAAUUGUGUCACAGGCUAUGUUUGUCAGUCAUGUUGCAGUGUCAUUACAGGCAGUGCUUUACCAUUUCAUAUCCAUUAUGUCUCUUUUGGGGCAGCUGAGCUUCUUGUUUAUGUAAAGAUGAAAAGGAGGUGGGAAUGGGGUUGUUAAGUCUACUUCAUGUUCACCACCAUAACUGUGAUUUAUCUUCUUUUUACAUGUCAACAAGAUACUGUUAAUUACUUUGAUUCAUAUUCUGUGCUUUCACACUAUCUACAAGGUAUUUUAGGAACAUUUAUAAUUUAUGAAGAAUUAUAUGCAGCUUGUUUUGUAUCAUGCAUUGUACCAUUAGACACAUUUAUGCCUUUAAUACUUUGAAGCUAGCUUGUGAAGAUAUCAAAUUUUGUAACACUUAUUCUGAUCUCUCAUCUUCUUUAUUCUCUUGAUUAAUUUUAUACAUCCUACCACCUGAGACAAAAAGUCAGAAUUUAAAUAUUUGUGUAAAAAAAUAAAAUAAUUAUUUCUUGUAUAGAAAGUGUAAAAACCAGAAACAUUGAACAAGGCUACAUCACUGUAACCUGUAUCAUUCCUCUUUUUUGAGUUAUCAUUCCUGUCUUUUGUUGAGUGAUCUAAGCUUGCAGAGAUGCCAGAAAUUUGGUGACAAUAGUGCUCAUGUUCAGGCACACAGUUUGACAUUUAAAGUCGUUGGUGUAGAAAUGCAUUUGUAUAAGCCAGGAUCUACCUGCCAGCCACUUCUUGUAAUGCAGUGCUGUGGAGCAGCAGUCAGGCAUCGGUCAACCGCUCCUUGUAUUAAAGUUAUUAUCUUUGCUUGUAGGUUAAAGAAGUGUAAUUUAGUGUCUGCUGUCAGCUUUAAGGCCUCUAUAUCUCAGCCUGCAAGUCACUCAAUGUGGCAUACAAGAGUGUAUAAGGUGAAGUCACCAGCCAGGGGCCUAGCUGCCAAUGUGAGGUUAUGUUUUGUUACUAGCCCAGUAUCCAGAUUGCUGUAAAUCCAUUUUUAAAUGACAUUUUUCAUUAAAUAAAACUGGACCUUAAUCACUUUCCAUCAGAUUCCUCUUACUGAAAAUAUUGGCCAUACUGACCUUUUACAAUUAUUUUUAUUGAAGAAAGCCAUAUCUUUUCAAUCAGGUAAAGAAUUUGCCUCUGCAUGCUGACAUUUAUACAAAAUCCGAUGCACAUAUAUUGCUACUUUUAUUUCCCAAUUUUUGUAAACUAUUGGUUUGAUGGGUUUUUUUUUGUGGUUUUACAGCUUGUGUAUAUUGUCCUCAGGGAUUAAAGAAAAUUACACUAACUCAAGUACUUUUAGGCCAUUCACAUCAACUUCCCAACCUUGUCACCAAACCAUAGCAAAGCAGUAUGCUAGCAGAGUUGUCACAUGACUGCCAAUGUAAUCAGUCUUUUUUAUAAACAACAAAGCCAUUGAAUAGCAUGCAAUCUUUGAUUGGGAAUCCAAAUCCAUGUACAUAAAAGCAGUAUUCCUAACAAUAUCUCCUUCAGAGAAAAAUGGCAUUUGUUGACAACACUGCACAUGGUAUAUUAUGUAAUUUUGACUGCUGUUGCAUCCACAAAGUAAUAUCCCUAUGGUUGCAUCAGUGGGCAGUGACCUACGGUCACGUUAUACCUACUCAAUUGCCAGAGAUUUUAGGUCUUCAUUGACCUGUUGACAGCUGUGUUUAUAUACAGUUUUUCUUUAUCUGUAAACAGAGAGAUAGGUCUAGAUUCUCUCAUAUUUUUUAAGUAACAUUUUCCCUCUGUUGUGUUUACCCCCAAAUUCCUUUAUAGAACUCACAGGAGUCUAGACUGUCGGGUCAUCAUAUAAAAAAAAAAACACCACACCUAUUAUCACCUUAUUUCAGCCAUUAAAAAAUAUGAAUAAUUUGCAAGCACUACUAGUGCUGUUAUCAUUUUCCAUGUUUAGGGUUAUUUAUCAAAGGUUGCUUUAUCUCUAGUAAGCAUGUCCUAUAUUGACAGCUUCCUUAGAAUAUAUUUAGCUAUGUGCAAUGCAGGGGGCAGAUUCUUACUUUUAACUAUAUCACCUGUGAACUAUGGAUCAUGGUUGAAUUUUAUUGUAUAAAAGCUACUGUUUAUGUGUUUUGUAAGAACAGUCUUUUAAUUUAAUGUAGUAGCCUCAGCUUUACUGGUAAUUGAAUAUAAGCUUCUGAUGCAUAGUCUGUGCAGACACAAGCUGUUCUGUAGUUUCUAAUAAAGUUGAAUUUGUGUACACUAACAUUAUUAGCAAUACAUAGUUUACUAAUACCUCUUAUGGAUGUUAACGUUUGGUUAUCACCUCAUUGGGGAAUUUAUUUGAAUUUAUUUACUGUUCUGAUCUCAUUUUCUUUACACUGCAGUUGUUUACAGUAGUUUAAUUUCUUUUCUUUUAAAUAUUUUUGUAACUAGUCACUGUUCCUUUUGCUUAUUCAUUGCCAUUCCAUUAAAAUGUGCUAGUCCAAUGUUUAUUAAAUGAAAUAACGCACUACAAAACCAAUUAUUGCAUUUUUAAAUGUUUAGAAUUGGUAAAGAGCUUGAAAAU
Pomacea canaliculata is the source of this 4083-nucleotide messenger RNA. Its product is annotated as coiled-coil domain-containing protein 28A-like. NCBI's taxonomy places the organism in Eukaryota, Metazoa, Mollusca, Gastropoda, Architaenioglossa, Ampullariidae. The transcript is spliced from 7 exons. The record is from RefSeq and is a predicted model, not a curated record. The coding region runs from base 614 to 1192 and encodes 192 amino acids.